UUCAACUGUCAAAAUUAUUGUGACGUCCUGUCGAUCUAUCGCGUAUUUGUUUGCAAUUUGCGAAUUCAUAUUUUUAUCACAUUGAUUUUAGAGAAAACGGUAUCAAAAUAAAUUUAAUUAAUAGAAUCAUGACAUCUACUAUGCCAACAGACAGGAACGAAGAGCGGAGACGAAGGGUGCUCUUAGGCCCUUUGCCAGCUGGUUUCCUCCGAGCUGAUGGAGCGACAGAUACCGUUGAUGCAGACUAUCAAGCUGCAUUAGCUCUUCAGCAGCAACUUAGUGGGGCUACAGUCCCACCUGCAGGCCCACCUCUGACAGCAAGGCUUAGCAUAACAAUAGCACAGGCUAAGCUUUCCAAAAAUUAUGGGUUGACCCGUAUGGAUCCCUACGUGCGCCUGCGCGUGGGCCACUGCAUAUACGAGACCCACACCGACCCCAGCGGUGGUAGGACGCCCCGGUGGAACAAGGUCAUUCAUUGCCUGCUGCCUCCUGGCGUGAACUCCAUCUAUUUGGAGAUCUUCGACGAAUGCUCUUUUACGAUGGAUGAGCUGAUUGCCUGGGCACACAUCACCAUACCACCAGCGGUGCUGCAGGGUGAGACAUUCGACAACUGGUUCUCUCUGAACGGCAAGCAAGGAGAUGGGAAGGAAGGAGUCAUCAACCUAGUUCUCAGCUAUUCUGUGGGUCCGGCGGCGGUGGCGACGUUCCCCCCGAUGUUGGUGGUGCCGAGUACCGGCAUGGGGUACGCGGCCAUGCCCAUGUACUCGGCCCCGCAGCCGCAGCCAAUGAUGCCGCCGCAACAACCCCCGCCGCCACCUAUCACUGCUGAACAACUGCAACAGAUCGAGGAAAUGUUCCCGAGUAUGGACAAGGAAGUCAUAAAAUCGGUGCUCGAAGCCAACGGCGGCAACAAGGAUGCUACAAUCAACUCACUACUGCAGAUGUCAGAAUAAUAAUAAUUAUACAUAUAUGAAUAUACCCUGUAAUCAUGACAUGUAAGUGAUUUAUACAAACUUUAUUUACAUAUUUUAAUACGUCAGCGUCAUUUAAGAUCUUAGUACAACUUUAUUUUACGUUAAAAGUAUGGCACUCUGAUUGGCCGGCUCCAAUGAACCAGCCAAUCAGAACGCCGAACGCGGUCUCGUUUCGAUUACUUUGAACGUAAAGUAAAACAAACUCGUACUAAGCCCUCUAUGCGUUUAGCAUUGCUGUAAUCCCCACGCUUGGUAGAUAAGCUUGGGGAUUAUUUUAUUAUGUCACCUAAACUUAAAAAAAAAAACGUUGCGUUUCUCCCGAUACGUUAUCUCAUUGGAAUUCAAAUAGAAUGCUCAGUAUCAUAGUUACAUCGAAAUUAAUUAAUUUCACAUAGUUGCACUUGCACAGUAAAUAUAUAUAAUGUUGUAUAAGGAAACUAUAUUAAAAAGGCUCAAUUGUCAAAAAAUCUACAAUAUAAAUCAUA
This is a messenger RNA of Spodoptera litura, 1459 nucleotides long. Its product is annotated as toll-interacting protein. Gene Ontology annotation, molecular function: ubiquitin binding; ubiquitin conjugating enzyme binding. Gene Ontology annotation, cellular component: cytoplasm. The record is from RefSeq and is a predicted model, not a curated record. Gene Ontology annotation, biological process: ubiquitin-dependent protein catabolic process. NCBI's taxonomy places the organism in Eukaryota, Metazoa, Arthropoda, Insecta, Lepidoptera, Noctuidae.